Cadophora gregata is the source of this 225-nucleotide messenger RNA. RefSeq lists its product as uncharacterized. The coding region runs from base 1 to 225 and encodes 74 amino acids. NCBI's taxonomy places the organism in Eukaryota, Fungi, Ascomycota, Leotiomycetes, Helotiales, Ploettnerulaceae. The record is from RefSeq and is a predicted model, not a curated record. The transcript has a single exon.
AUGAAUGCUGGCUCGAGUCUCCUAAGUGCAGCAGCGUUCUUGGGACAUACCCGAAUGAUAAGAAGAUUGCUCUCAGAGGGUCUAUGCCCAACUGUGAAGGGACCACUGUUUCCCUCACCAAUGCAACUUGCGGCGUACGCUGGUCAAGGCGAGGUAUUGAGACUCUUCCAAGAGCAUUUACCCGAUUUCGAAGACCAACGCCCUCCUGGCGUUAAGAUCCAGUGA